AAACAUCGCUAGCCGAACCGCGGAAGGUACGCCAUUUUUGCGGAAUACACUAUUCAUGACUGCUUAGUCAUGGUAUAACGAUUAGGAUUUUCACUGAUUUCAAAGUGCGAAAUUUAGACGUGGAAUUAUUAACACAUUAUAAGGAAUAUUUCAAACGAUUAUUUAAAAAGAAGCGACAAAAUGGCGGAGGUAUACGGACAAUUAUUUGACGAUUGGUUGAUUAAUUCAUAUAACAGGUAAGUAACGUUUUUCAUCAAACUCAUUUUCGAACCUAUAUUUUUGAAAUAAACGUUUCAUUAGGUAUCAUAAGCUACAAAUGUUUUCUCUGGAUAAACCAGUCAUCUCUAUGGAAUCCAGUGAUAAUUACUCAGUAUGUUUAGCGUGCAAAAAACCCGAACAAGAUAAAUAUGAAGUGUUGAAUUUUGAAAUUCCCAAUAAGCUUUUUCAGUUAGCAAAUGAAUAUGAUUCAAUAAACACCAGAAGGGAUUUGAAAAUAAAAUGUGGCACUUUAACUAAUGAACCAUUAAUAGAUGUAAAUACAAGUUAAAUUUUAGUACAUUUUUGUUGAAAUUCUCAUUGGAGAAAUUAUUUGAUGUUUCAUUUUAUUUAAACAGAUGAAACCUCUCUAUGGUAUGUCUAAAGUAAUUUUAUCUGAAAAAGGAGUUGGUAAAAUUUCAAUUUACAAAAUGGAUUUCCAUCAAUCAGGCAAGUACCAAAAGCGAUGGGCUUUGUCUUGAAUUAACUAAUGUACCUAUAAUAUAUUAUCUACAUUUUAGAUCAAAUGAUUCCACUGCGGAGUAUUGAAAGCAAAAUAGAUAGUGGACGUUUAGCUGUUGAUAUUACAACUAGCACCAUAAUAAUCUGGGGAAAAGAAAACGUAUAUCCUAUUGGUGAUGUAUAUGACAUCGAAAACAACAAGCGAAUAUUAGCAUUUGAAAAUGAAUCUAAUAAUCCAAUGUGCAGUUAUGUACCAUACUUCAUGUCUAACAAUGAAUUAGUCGUACUAAAUUCAGAAAAUGGAUCUUUUGACUUGUAUGAUUUGACUAGUGGUGAACAUUUAGACAAAAUUAAUUUACCUGGUGUGUAUUUAUUAGUAUCAACAAUAAGUCAAUUGAUUUUAUGUGAUUAUUUUUUAUUUUUUUUUUUGAUGUUCUAGUGACCGAUAAUAAUGCAAAGUGGUUUUCAAACACCAUGUACUCCAGCUAUAAAGAGACAAGUACUUUCAAUUUAACAUUAAUUGCUAAUUCUGGAACUCUCCUUAAUUAUGAUUUAAGAAAUUGUAAAAUACCAACAAUUCAUCAAAAAGAUUGUUUUACAAGGUGUAAUAACGAUAUAAACAUUAAUUUUGAUUCAUGUAGUGUACAGACAAUUGCUGUUAAUGGAUUUGAUGGCAAUGUGUAUAUAAUAGAAGAAAAAGAAAUAAAAGGUAAUAAAAUUAUAGUACGCAAAUUUAAACACGAAGGACAUCUAUUUAAUGAAGAAGAUGAUUUGGGACGAAGUAAAAUUAGAACAAGUAGUACUUUAUGGCUACCAAAGUGUGGGAGUAACACACUAUUGUCAGCUGCGGAUGAUGGGUCAGUUCAAGGAUGGCAGUUUUUAACAUAAAAAAAAUAUAAAAUGAUGUCUGUACAAAGUCUCAUUUAUUUUAAAUUUUUAUACUCGAUUUCCAUUUAGCAAUUUUAAAUUAUAUCUACUAGAAUUGUAAGUAUAUUAUGCAUUUUUCAUCUCAAAGAAUCAAGAAAUGUAUUAGUGGAACCCCGAGUAAAACUAAUACGUUCCAUUAUGGUGUGUGAUUCUUUUCUGUUUGUAUUAAUUCUGUUUUUUCUGUCCACGAAUAAGUUUUCUACCAAAAAACUAACCCUAAUCAAUUUCAAGGGUGGUUUUGAUUUAUGAGUGCAUUCAGGAGCAUUUUUGUGUUUUAUUCAUUAUAUUUUCACUUGUAAUUGAAAAAAAUUUGCAUGUUCCGCAAUAACGGUUUUUCCUAAUUUUGAUGUUCUUUUUUUUUACUCUGGUAAAAAAAUAAUUGUAGAGUUUUGAAAUGUUCAGAUUUCGAAGAAAAUUAUAGAAAUUAAAAAUUUUUUCAUACUAUUUUCCAAUUUUUUGUGAAUUAAACUUUUCUUGUUUCAAAUAAUUUUUCUCUAAUUUGAUAUAAGGUUCAUCAUUAAUUGUUAUAAGUAGUUAAAAAAAAGUUUAACUUAAUACUGUAAUUGAUAAUUUAUUUGUGUAAGCCAGUGGUACCUACUAUGCAGUCUAUGUAAUGUUUAAAUUAUGUAAGACCUACACUACAACUAUAUUAUACAUUAUAAAAUCGCAAAAUUCUAAUGAAUAAUUAUUACUAUUAAAUAAAUAAAAUAAAGUAUUUAAUGUAUGAUUUUAAUCAAUUUAAAUUUUAAAUGGUGUCAAAAAGUAAAAUCGAACAUUAACACAGAAUUUUCAAGGCAUUCGGGCCAUUGAACUUAUCUGUAUUCUUAAUAAAAAACAUGAUGCUAUCUAGUAUCUAUUGAAUUUAUAUAGUGGUUUUCUGUAAACUACUAUGUUUCACAGAUGAUAUGAAAUCUUUAUGAGAAUAAACUCGGCAUAACUUUGUGAAUAUACAAUAUAGCCUUGAUUUCGCUAAUUGGUGUCAUACUAUAAGGGCCAUUCUGACCAACUUAAAAAAAAACAUUUGUCUGACUUUUAAACUGAGUUUAUGACUGAUAACCGACCACGAUUGGUCAAUUAUCUUAUAAACUUAGUUUAAAAAUCAAUGUUUACAUUGGUGGUUAUUAAAAAUUAUUGUCUCUUUUCUAAUAAAAGAGAAGAUAAAUUAGAUAUAUUAAAAAAAUAAAUGAUUGUACUGUAAUAAUGUUGCGGUAUAAAAAAAAUGUGUACAGCCGACGAGUAUUUCAAUAUUAAUAUUUGGCCCUUUCCAAUAUUCAAGUGAGGAUUGCAGGUAUAAGCGUUUUAAAUUUAAAUGGAUGUUAAAAAUCUUACGAAAUAUGAACAAUAUAAUUAAUUUUGUAGUUGAAAAUAAACACAUUUUUCAAUUUAUUUUUGAAUUGGAUUGUCGCCAGAUAACACAAGUGUUAUCUUUAGAAGCAGUCAAAAUUGUAUCUCCUAAAUAGCUUAUUUCAGCUGAGAAAACAUGAUCUUUAUGCCCCUUUAGUUCUUGUAAACAUUCUCCAGUUUCUGUGUUCCAAAACAUAGAGAUAUGAUCUUGUGAUGUGGUAAGCAAGUGAUGUCCAGCUGGUUCCCAAACCACCUAAAAUUAUAGCAUGCAAUUAUCUCUUUUUAAUUAUAUUUAGUUAAAUACUUUAGACACUUCAUCAGUAUGUCCAAUCAUUGCGGUAAUCAAGUCACCACUGUUAACGUCCCAGAUACAUGCACUAUUAUCACUACUUGCUGUGGCUAAUCGACGACCAACUGAAUCAAAACUAACAUCCAGAACCUAAAACAUGUUAAAACACAUUAUUAUGAUAUCUAAAUGUCUUGAUUUUAUAAUACUAAUAAUACAAGGUUGAAUUUCAGAACCUCGUCUGUAUGGCCACCAAUAGUAUCUCGACAACAAUCAGUUCUUCGUACAUCCCACAAUUUGGCUGUACAGUCCAACGAACCACUGGCAAUCAUAUGACAACCAAAAUCGUAGCAACAAACACUCAAUUCUGCCGUAUGACCAAAUAAUGUAGCAAUACAUCUAAACGAAUAAUAUUCGUUGAAUUAUUCAAGAAUCGUUAAUCCACCACCUACUUACCUAGCAGUUCGAGUAUCCCAAAUUUUCACAGUACUGUCAAAAGAUCCGGUAAUCACAGUUGAUCCACUAUUGUCAAACUGAUUGGCUACCACUUCUCCGGUAUGUUCACUUAGCGUAGCCAAAUUUUGUCCUGAGAAUAUUUUGUUUUUAAACAACAAGAAUCUGCAGAAUAAGUUUUUUACACUUUGUAUCCUUCAAAUUUAACAUUCUUAGAUCAACCCACUGGUCAUACCAAAAUGUUCUUAACUUUUUUACUUUAUCUCCACUUAUUAACAGGUGUUCAUCCCUGCGUUCAUGAUUCCUAGAUAAUUUAGUACUAAGGACUAUUGAUUGACCUGAAAUGCCCUCUCUUAUUCACUUUAAAAUUAAUUCCCUAAAUAUAAGAAAUCUAAAACCUUUCUAUCAGUUUUUUACCAAUAAAAAAUAUAUAUUAUAUUAUUAUAUAUUCAACUCGCCGGUUAACUUUUUAAUAACAACAGGUAAUAAAUGUAUUUUUGAAUAUACUUGGC
This is a messenger RNA of Cinara cedri, 4239 nucleotides long. Lineage: Eukaryota; Metazoa; Arthropoda; Insecta; Hemiptera; Aphididae. The record is from the annotation of a GenBank genome assembly.